This is a messenger RNA of Porites lobata, 12658 nucleotides long. NCBI's taxonomy places the organism in Eukaryota, Metazoa, Cnidaria, Anthozoa, Scleractinia, Poritidae. The record is from the annotation of a GenBank genome assembly.
AUGAAUUUAAGCGAAACAGAUUCAGAGAAGAUCGACCUAAGCGAGUCGCCUUCAGAGUAUUCUUGCCCCUACGAACCAGUCUAUACAUGGAUUUUAACCGAAACGGCCGCCUUCUAUGUUACAAUCACCACAAAAUCUAUCGCUAGUCCUUUCGCGGUGCUGUUAAACCUCUUAAUUAUCGUUGCAGUGAGGAAUCGAAGAGCGUUGCAAAAAAACUCAAACAUUUUGUUAAGUAGCAUGGCCGUUGCGGAUCUUCUAGUGGGUGCGGUUUCGAUGCCUCUAACUAUUGCGUCGGAUAUACUUCUCCUCCGUAAGAAGUUGAGCCUUAAAAUUUGUAAGAUUGCAGGUGCAAAUCAAAUAGUGCUUUACAGCGCCGUUAGUUCGUCCUUCUAUCAUUUGACUUUCAUUGCCUGGGAACGCUACGUAGCGAUAGUAAAGUGGACGAACUACAAGAACAUUAUCACAAAAACCCGCCUUAAAAUUUGCGCAGUGGUGGCGUGGGUGCUUGCUGCCAUAACGGCUAUUCUUGUACCUAUCUUGAGCGUUGUUGAGGUCGAUCAGAGAGUCAUAGUUGCCUUGAGUAUCUUCUCUGCUAGUAAGACGGUGCUAUGCGUCGCCAUUAUUGGUUAUUGCUACAUCACGCUUUACCUGUAUGUGCGCAUACGAAAAAAUAACGAGAUCAACAAAGUUUCUGCCCGAGCAAACGCCAAGCUGGAGAAGUCCAUCGCCAAAGCGACUGGCACAGUUACAGCGGCUUUGCUAGUCUCCUAUGUCCCGUCAAUCAUCGUUCUUUUCUUGGGAGAUGCUGUUCCUUUCCUUCGUACAAGCUCAUAUUUUCGUUGGUCGGAGUUGUUGAUCCAGAUGAAUUCCUUUUUCAACCCAAUAGUCUACUGCUUCGCGAUGAAUCGCACCUUCAGAAACGAGGUUCUUGAGAUGAUUAACCUGAACUCUGUACUACAGCUUGUAUCACGUCCCAAGUUACCUAGUGUUAAACGAAGAAGGCGAAGAAGUGAACCAGCUGUGGUCUUGGAAGAAGAAAACCAGCUUCACGGAGAAAAACAACUGCCUGACCGCCUUGCUAGACUUAGGUCAUGUGAUUCAAUUGAGCUUGCUGACCCUCGUCAUAUCCCUGGUGACGUCGACAGUUCUCCAUCUCCAACGUCUGAAGAUCGCCGAGUCGUCUUUGUCGAUGUGCACCAGCCCAGUUUCAAAAGAAGAAAGCCAUCGUUUCUUCAGUUUACUGGUAACUCCAAUGAAAGCAAUCCAAGUCAAAGUGAAGAAAGAGGCGACGAGAGCUCUUCUGGCUGCACCCCACAACAAAUGGCAGAAAGACCCAAACCAUCGUGUAGUGAGGAACAUGACAUCUCUAGUGAUGGAAACGGACCAGAAGCCAUGGCAGAUGUUACUACAAAAGAGGAGCAAAGUCAAUUUCAUGACAACAAUGAUCGACCUCUUCCCACCAGUGAGCCAUCAGAGCUGACAAGCCUCGCCCUACCUGGUAAAGAGAACCGGGCCAUCUCAGUCCAUGAGGAUCAAGCUAUACUCAGCGAGCAGAAACCCCAAUUUCGGUACACUGGAGAGUCCACAGAUAAGAACGGUGCUAAAACUGAGCACGAAAAUGAUUUUCUUAAAGAUUUCCGUGAUGCUGAUGUUACAAGAGAAAGGUCCUGGCCUCGCCGAGUCCUUCUUGAUCUUACGCCUGUUUUAGGACGGCGAAAUUUUCAGCUGAAAGGGGAGCGUAUUAAUCGUCCAAAAACACGAUAACGUAAGAUCUGGAAGUAAUGCAGUUAAUUAAACCAGAUAAAUCUCUGAGAUAAAAGGGGUAGUGUUGCUAGAACAUGUCUAUCCAGUUUUUUUUUCUAAAAGGGUACCGUAAAAUUCCGAAAUUAAGCCCCUCCAUGUAUAAGCUCCUCCAAAAAUAAGCCCCCCCCCUGCAAGAAACCCUCAGUAAAUUGCCUUUCAAAAUACAAGCGCCCGCGGAGGUUUGUACUCGGAAUUGCCCUCAAAUACAAAGUAAAACAAAGCAAAAACGGUAAAUUUCCUCCAACUAUAAGGCUAGCCCAAUCGAUUUUGAAACGGAAAUUUCCCUCCGUAGAUAAAAAUACGCCUUUCAAAAAUAUAAGCGUCGGGGCUUAUUUUCUGAAUUUUACGGUAUUACAAUGCUUUGUUGAGAUAAAGUAAAAACCCGCGUAGAAGAACGUAGAUUUUAACAACCUGUUAGGCUAAGAUUGUCCAUUUAGACCCCUUUUACAUAAGAACCUGUUUUAGCCUACAUUUUUGAAAUAGGUUCUUAUUUUGAGAAAUUCAGUCAAACACUAAAUACACAAAUUUAAUAGAACAAGCUCUACCAGUUAGUAAAAUGUAUAAACUUCAUAAAUGGCUUUAACAUGCUUGGAUUAAAGGGAUUUUCAUACCGUAUUACAAUAUUAUGCAUUCAACACCAAACAUAUGCCACACCCACCAAUGACAAACACCUUAUAUAUUUUUAAGAAAAAAGAACCUGUUUAAGAACCUGAGUAGCCUAAUUUUCCAGUUAGCACCAUUUUUAUACAAACCUUUAGUUCUUAGCCUAGCUUGGAAAAUCUUAGGUUCGUAUACGCGGGUUUUUGCUGUAUUCAAUCCUCUACGAUAAAAUCAGAUUAUCGAAUUUGUUUGCUGUCGGCCAUCAGAGACCAUUAUUUCUCAUUCGCCGUUGCUGAUAAAGUCCGGCUCUUUUGCAGAGGCGGCGGAGCGUUUUGAAACGUGAUUGGGGGCGGGGGGGGCAUCUUUAAACAGCCAUGCAGAUACCCAUGGUCAAAUUUUCCAAAAUUCCCUUUGCGUUGUUCCUUGGCACCGGGAAACCUCUUUGCAAUCAUCACAGUGUCAUUUGUGGUCGUAAUCCAUUUCUGACAAUGCAUCCGCAGGCAUUUGUUCAGGCGGUCCUGCUUAAUGGUGCUUUUUAGGUAGUUCUUGAGUCGUCAGCAGAGCUGGGCAGAAGAUGUACGCUCUGAAGUUGGCGAUAUCACAGAUAGCUACAGGUAAUAUCAAAUACAUCCGUUGGAGUUUGUGGACCUCUCCUAACGGUGGUUUUCGGCACCAAAACGUAGGGGGGCUCUGCCCACCCAAAACAUUUUUGCCUGGGGGGUGGCGGGGCUACCGGCCCUCACUGCUGCGCCGCCUAUGUUUUGGAUCUCUUUUUUUUUUUCAUUGUUUCUGACAAAAGAUGACACUGUCCUUAUAAAAGUGGCCGUAGUUUAGUACCUCGCGCCGUCAUAACAAAGCCAUAUUUAACAGAUUAAAAACUUUUUCCAUUAUGAUGUAUGAUGAUGAUUCUGAAGAGAUGGAAAAUGAAAAUGAAAUCAAGUCUAAAAGUGAACCGCAAAUCAGACAAGGCUAUAGAAAGAAUGAACCGUGCAUGUCAUGUUCGAGCUUUGACCAGUAAGUGUUAUAAACAUGGUGCGCUCUCCAUGGAAAUGUCAGUGUCUCUUUAGGUACAGUAAAACGAGCAACAAAAACAUGCCACUUGUUUUGCAGCAUCGCUGCGAAACGAGUUGAAUAUCGAUGUUGCGCGUUUUACUAGCCGCGUUCAAACCUGUCUUGCAACAAUUCAGGUUGUUGAACUUCGUGCUGCACUCUACUAUCCUAACGCCUGGAUCAGGCAAAACAGCAAGGGACUAAGAGACUGUCAAAUGUUGGAAAAAAGGAAUUUCAUUCCCAUGCAAAAUAAGCAUAAUUUGCUUGUUGUCACUCUAUGGAUUGGUAUACCUAGUUUAUUAUCUCUGGUAAGCGUUGUAGACCGUGAAAAUGAAUUGAGUCCGACUAAUUAAGUUCGACGUCUGAAUCAACCGUCGAACUUGUAUCAUUUGGGUCGACCUAAAUAGGUCAAGUUCGGUACAUGAAAAGUUCGACGUUUCCCUGAAUUGGGCCUGAUUACUGCAAUUUUUCUGAAUAUAUACGCUGACAAGCAAGCUGAAUUAAGCGCGUUCUAAACCGUUUACUUCAGUUAAUUAAAGUGCUGAAUUGUUCUCGACUGGGCUUUGAAAUUGAAAACAGUAGUGUGGUUUCUUUGGUAUGGCGCGUUUUCUUGUUUAACGUGUUAAGCACCCAGAACCGAGCGGACUAGCGGGGGGCGUUGUCCACCUCGGCCUAUAACGCCCUCCCCCUCGACCGGCAUAAUUCUUCAUAUCCUACUCAGCCUCAUUCAAUAAUUGCUUUAUUAUUCAUUAAGAAUUAUUCCAAGUUUAAAAACAAGCUAAAACAUGCUUACCUCCGUCGAUGUUAAGUUUAUUUCGAUAGUGCAUCGUUAUCGGGAAGUUUAGGAGAUAAAAGGCUGUUCAGAUCUGCAAAUAUACCGAUGUCAUCCGUCGAGUUGUCUUUUUGCUGUUCUUGCUAUGUUUUUAUGCUUUUAGUUCGCCGUGAAACGAGUAAAAUGUUCCGCCACUACUCACUUGGAAAACAACUAAAACUCGUCCCCAGGUCGUUUCGGUUAACGGUUCAAUAAUCUGCGACAGAGCUGAACAACGUCUGCGCAUGUGCAUAGACGGGAGAGGUCUGGGAUCUAACCUAGUAUCGUUUUCAAAGGGUUUUUCAAAACAUCCUCACUUUUUGGCGAUUAUUAAGGUGGAUUCUGAAUAUUUAAGGUUCUCAUUUAAACUAAAGGUAGAUUAUUUCAUACUUUAUUGAAUUCUCGUUUCUACCCUUGUAAUUUUUCUUCUACUUUUUUCUAUGAACAAAAGAAGACGCACGAACGAAGCGUCCCUUCAAUAAUAUUAUCGUUUGCAAAGGGUUUUUCAAAACAUCCUCACUUUUUGGCGAUUAUUAAGGUGGUUUCUGAAUAUUCAAGGCCCACAUUUAAACUAAAGGUAGAUUAUUUCAUACUUUAUUUAAUUCUCGUUUCUACCCUUGUAAUUUUUCUUCUACUUUUUUCUAUGAACAAAAGAAGACGCACGAACGAAGCGUCCCUUCAAUAAUAGUAUCGUUUGCAAAGGGAUUUUCAAAACAUCCUCACAUUUUCCCGAUUUUUAAGGUGGUUUCUGAAUAUUCAAGGCUCCCAUUUAAAGUAAAGGUAGAUUAUUUCAUACUUUAUUGAAUUCUCAUUUCUACCCUUGUAAUUUUUCUUCUACUUUUUUCUAUGAACAAAAGAAGAUGCACGGACGAAGCCGAAAACAGUUCUUUCAUUCGAAUGUGUACAUUUUCAAGCGUAAACACAUGAAAGUACAGACUAUCAAUAUGUUAUCAGUUCUAAGAAAUCGUUCGGACAUCAUAUCAGUGUCAGUAUUAAAGGUACAUUUUAUUUAUCUUUGUUUUUCCUUGAAUGAUGGUCUUUUAGUUAUUUCUCUUGUUAUAUCUCGCUUGGUUUCACUAUAAGAACUGUAAGAACACAAAACAAUCACUGAGGUUUCGAAUUCAAUCAAGUUCUUUCUUCCAAACUUGUUUCCCUUUAUGACUCAUUGUUAGCUCAGCUCAAAAGAGCUAUUAUAAAUUUUUGUAUACGACAACAGGCAAAAUUAAUGUUGAAAAGAGUAAAUGGGUAAGUAAUACAGUCGAUGCUUGCUGGUAAAAGUAUUAAUGACUUGAAGUUCUCUAAAAGGCUUCAUUACAGGGAGAAGAACUUUCAUUUAUUUUUCUCUUCAAAGUCUAGAUCUUCAUUCCUUGAUUCUUCUGCUUCAUUCAAUCCUGUCAUAAAUGGAAAACCUAUAGUUAAUACGAAAACUCACAUAGAGCUGAGCCAACUUGUGAUUGUUUCUCAAAACUUCAACAGCUUUAAACUUUAAAAGUUUAUUCAUUCUAAGCUUAAAGGUGCAAAUUAAAUUUUAAACAAACUUAACUGAAUAAAUACUGAUUCUACAGCUCGACCAGCGCCUCUAAGCCGGCUAGAGGUAGGAAAAAGCUUCUUUCAUUGCACUAAGAUUUGUAACUAAGUUUAUGACUUUCAUGACUUCUUGUGUCUGAUGGUAUCAUCGCGCUCAAAGCCGGUUUUCUUGCCACCAAGAAACGGUCAACAACUGCUAUCGCUCGGCCUACAUUUCAAAGAUUUGCACCUCCUUAACCAGAAUAAAGUAAUGUUUAAGUAAAUCGUUUACGUACCAUCGAAGAAAAGUCGCCCAAACUCCAGCACAUUGCUCUUUUUUAAUUUCUCAGUCAUCUUUCUGCAAACUUACUGACGAUCUGCAUCAAAACAAUGAAAAACCUUCGCCGGGACGGUAAAAAACAUUUUCCUUGAUCCCUGGAUUACGUAACAUUUCUUUCCAUGGGUUGCAUUUCUAACGUAUUCGUAGAAUUUCUCCUUCGUUGGCAUUCGCAAAUAUGAGUUUGGAUGGUCGAAGAUAAAAUGGUCUUGCAAGAAUUUCACUUUGCCCGAAUGCUUCGCGCACGGGCUAGACAAGUAAACAAGUGAUGUCACGGACAUGCGUAGUACGUUAUUCAGCCCUGUCAUAAUCUGCAAGUUUGUUGCACUUUUGACGUCAUCGGUUCGAUAUGGCAAAAUUCUUCCAAAUUUGAUCAACAGUAGCUGGUUAUGAUAAAUUAUGCGUGUGAUUUUAGCCAAUCAGAAACGGAGAAAUAUUUUGAAUGAAUAAUAGAACAACUUAAUAAUAAUGUAGAUGUGUGCAUUGGUAGAAGUAGCAUGUGUUUAAUAAAAUGUGUAAGAUGGUAAAAAUUUUGAAACACCCUGUGUUGUUCUCACUUGUCAUCAAAUAUUUCUUCUUGACGGGGGCGGGGGGUCGGGUAGAGGGACUAAAAUAUCCGUCCUGUAUCGGGCAACACCCCCUUAUUUUUAAUUUCAACUCCUCUUUAAGGCAAUAAACAAAAUAAAAAAAAGAAUUAAUAUCCUCCGCUGUUUUUAGGACCCUUUUAAGAACAAACUGACACCAAAUGUUAUACCAUUUUCAGGACACGGUGGCCAAAAAAUCAUACUCAGUACAGCGUCUCCCCGGGGAACACGAACAAAUUAGCUGAUGUCCUUCCCUCCCUAGCUUCAGUUCUAUGUACAAAUUGAAACUCGAUAACUUUCGCUUCUUAAUAGUUCUUAUACUUUUGGUACUUCGUUUUAAUCCUCUCAGCGCCUGGUAUUCUGAUCUGAAAAGAACCCUUAACACCAGGCAUGUGUAACAAAAUGCAGGUAGACUUCUAUAAACAAAUUCAAUGAAUUAAAUGGAUUUGUUCUGCAAGUUCGAAUUGCUAAAUAUAAGACUUUUUUUCAGAUGAUUUUAAUUUUCUGGCGGUCUUUUGUGAAAAACAUCGUUGUGAAUGUUUUGACGGCCGUCCUCUUAGCAAAAUAGCUCCGCCCAUUUGUGAAAGUCCGUGUUUGUUUCAAGAUUUGCAGUGUAAAGCAGAUGGCACUUCUUUUGUCCGUUAUCAUGGCAUCUAAUUUUGGCAUUUCUCCUUUAUUUCCUGUGCUUUGGGUACGUUGAAAAUCCUAUUUGUCAAUCUUAUGAAUUGUCAAAUCUCUAGACCUCAAUACAUGUUUCCUUAGGUUCCGUCCACACAUUUCCCGAUAUUUUUGAAAACAGAGAUUAAACGGUGUUUUCGGACAUCAAAAACGCAGGUUUUCGAAAGUGGUCCCCAGGGUGGAGUUUUUUGAAAACUCCAGCUUACCGUUUUCAUGUAUCAACAAAUGGACCUUAGUACAGCUAAACCGUGCAAUCUUAAAUCUUGUAGUGUUUUUUCUGUUCUUGAUUUAUUCAUAUUCAUUCAGAAGGACAAAUUAACGAGCCAUUGCUCGUCAAGUCCUGCGGAGCCGACCCACGAAAUUUCCGAACUGUGUUGUAUAUAACGUAGUCUGAUCCUGGCGACGUCAUCUUCCCUUUUCUUUUUGAUCAUAAAUCGAAACGAAACUUUUGAAUGUAACGUUCAAAGCACUUGUCCCAUCUUUCUCUCAUACACUGCCUAAUUUUAUCUGCGGAAGAGGGAUAAUUAAUUAAUUUUUUUUUAAAAUUAAGUGAUGGAAGUUGGGGUACACGGAAAGCUGUGAAAAUUAUUAAGCGUAAAGACCACGAGAAAUCUCUCGUUUUUCCUCAAGGGUAGCACUUAGCGAACAAAUCACGCGAAGCCGCGUGAACUCCACGGAAACCAGUCAGUCGUAUAAUUCUGGUUUCUGUAUGUCGAAUGAAGUUAAAUUGUCAAACAUUCUUCCAUAUCCCUUCAAAAAUUUGUUCAACAUAUUGCAUAUAACACGCACUGGAAGUUAGGGAAAGGAACGCCUCGUCCACAGAGGCAGAUGCAGCAGAUGAUUCUAAUUGGCUGGGUUUUUUUUGCUAAAAAUGUCAAAAAUGUUCAAUUUUCACCACUCUUUACUUAGUAAAAUAGUCCACAAAAAAUUUUUUAAGACGUUGUUCGUUUGAAGAUCUCAGACGGACUGAUAAGUAGAUACUCGUUUUGUUUUUCUGUUAUCAUGGUAGCUGAUUUUAACAUUCCUUGCUAAUUUCCUGUUCUUUGGGAUGUUUGGUGUUUUACGAAAACGUGUGUUUAUAGUUGUGGAACUAUAAACACGCUUUGGAAGCUACGUCAAACGUAAGGAAGAAGAACGCAUCUUCCACACGUGCGCACUGAUGCCCGUUACAAUCUUUUGUUUUUGUUCAGUUUUCUUUAGAAGCCAACGUAAUGAUACGCAUUGACGCAUAUCUACCAAGAGACAAAAAAAAGAAAAAAGUGUUGACGACGUAAAAUAAAACUUCAUUAUAUAGGAUGGAUCGGUUUUUCGUAAACGCGAAAACAGCAUGUAAUGCCUGGUUUCGAAAACGAUUCAGUGUAGAAGAAGGAACAGUUGUGAUAGUUUUUAAUCCUGCUAUUUUCAAUCAUUUUCUUUUUUUAAACCAGGUGAAUCUCUGAAACUUCAUACGACAUCAACAAAUCACAGUUAGUAUUUAACUAUGUUUUUUGUUUCUUAUGAGGGAUUUUCCGAUUGCUCAAAUGAAUUUUCAACUGUCCAACUUUCUCUUGAAACAAGUAAUUGUUCUGCUCCCUGUUUCUUUCUUUUUUUCUCGCAAGAUAGUUUAUAAAACUGGUUGACAUGGCUUUAAACAUCGUUUUCGGGCGAAAACGAUUGGAAUACGCUACGUGUGGACGAGUAUUUUUUUCGAAAACGGAGAAAAGAAUCUCCAUUUUCAAAAAUAAAAGAAUACGUGUGGAAGGGACCUUAGUGUUGUUUGGAAAUGGUCAUGGUGGCUAUCGGAAAUUAUCGAACAUUGCUCAUUACGCAAAAUGCAGUCAGUGAUAAAGAAAAACAAACGUGGAAGAACAAAGGAAAUAUCAGAAACAUACCUUAUUUCGCGUAUAGCAUUCAUCUUAAUGUAUAGCAAAAGCGUGUUAUCUUGACAGUGUAGUGUUUUUUUUUCUCUUGUCUUCAUUAUUUAUUUGAAUCGUAAAGUGAACGAUGAUUUGUUUCUUCUUUUUCGGGGGAAUAAAUUAAUGAGCCAGCGAGGUGUGGAGAUAAGAGCUUUGACUGACCCUCGAAAUUUCCGAAUUGUUUCGUAUGGAAAAUAAUCCGAUCCUUAGGACGUCUUCUCUUUCCUUUUCUUUCUGAUCAUAAAUCGAAACGAAACUGUUGAAUUUAACUUUAAAAGAGCUUUUCCCCUCUUGCUCUUAUAAGCCGCCUAAUUUUAUCUGUGGAGCGCUGAAGCGAUAAUUAACACCUUCGAGAUCAAGAGUAGGAUGUGCCUGGAUAAGGUCUUUAAUUGUUGUUGUUGCUUUUCUGUUUUUUUUUUUUUAAUUAACUGAAUAAAGUGACAACGCAAGGAAACCUUUCAAAAUAUUUUAGAGUAUAGACUUCGAUUAGUCCCUUGUUUUUCCUUGUACUGUUCCUUCAAGGAUAGUAGAGCGAGCAAAUCACGCUAGCCCCCUUGAAAAUCGCCCCACGCGAGAAAGGCCAGACGCCGCGCCCAUUAAGUUUACAAAAACCUGUCAGUCGUAUUAUUGUGGUUUCUGGAUGUCGAUCGAAGUGAAAUUGUCAAAUAUUCUUCCAUAAUCUCUCCAAAAUGUGUUCAUCAUAUUACAUAACACUGGUUGAAAGUUAGGGAAAACAACGCCUCGCCCAUAAUUGCUCCUUUGAACUUUUCUUUUCUUGUUUUCUUUUUUUGCAAACCCACUUCCUGAUACAGUUUGACACGAUUCCACAAAAAAAGGAUUGAAAAGUGUUAACGACGUAAAGAGGGUAUGUCUUUCAGGGUGGAACAUUUCGAUAGCACGAAUUAAGACGACUCAUGAGGCCGCCUGAAUGAAUGAAUAAUGAAAGGUUUCGAAAACGAAGCGAUAUGAAAAAAGUGAUAGUUUUGGUCGUUUUGAUUAUUUUCGUAAUUUUUUUUUGUAUGGUUGUAAGUCAUGCAAAUCUUUGCGAAACCGCUCACGAAAUUAGUAAAGCACAACUGAGACCGCUACCUUUUUCAUAGUUGUGAGAAAAAGCUUCCUGUUCCCUUUUUUUUACAAGCUCUUCUUUUUUCGUCGAAAACUUACUGUUUAAUGCUGCUUUUUAAUGUUAUUGGAAAGCAAUUUGUUUGGGUGCUUUAAACAUUGCGUUUCAAAAAGCAAACCAUUUUUUUUCCACUGGCUGCUCUCUUUUUAAGAUAGCUUUGUGUCUUUUAUUUGUUGUAAGUUCCCGCAAUAUGUUCUACAUCAGAGAAAUCUACGUAGGUUACUAAUGGAUCCUCAUUAAGGUGCUUGUUUAACGUGUCCGUUACAAGUCACAUGCGUCAUUUCCUCUAGUUGACUUUUCGUCAAUCUUCGUCAAUCUUCAAACUAACAUUUGAGAACGCACUCGUCUUUGCGUUGUUCAAGAACCCAUUGCAGGGAGCUCCGCUCAAAACAUGUCGACCAUGGACACCGAAUCAGUCAGGAGACAAUCGUGGUAAAACUAAUUUGAGCAGUGAGUACUUCAAGCCGUCCGCGCCGUAAUCAAAUCAGCAUAAAAAUGAAGUUAAACGAAACAGAUUCACACAAUAUCGAUCCAAGCGAGUCGCCUUCAGUGUACAUUUGCCCAACCAAACCAAUCUAUACAUGGAUUCUUACUGAAACGGCCGCCUUCUAUGUUUCAAUCACCGCAAAAUCCAUCGCUAGCCCUUUCACUGUGUUGUUAAACCUUAUAAUUAUCGUUGCGGUAUGGAGGCGAAGAGCGUUGCAAAAAAACUCAAACAUUUUGUUAGCUAGCAUGGCCGUUGCGGAUCUUCUAGUGGGUGCAGUUUCCAUGCCUCUAACUACUGCUUUGGAUAUAUUUCUCCUCCGUAAGAAUUUGAGCCUUACGAUUUGUAAGAUUGCAGGUGCAAAUCAAAUAGUACUUUACAGCGCUGUUAGUUCGUCCUUGUAUCAUUUGACUUUCAUUGCCUGGGAUCGCUACGUAGCGAUGAAGAGGUGGAGGAGCUACAAAAUCGUUGUCACAAAAACCCGCCUCAAAAUUUGUGCAGUGAUUGCCUGGCUGUUUGCUGUCACAACAGCUUGUUGUAUACCUAUUUUGUGGGUUGCUGAGGCCGAUCAGAGAGUCAUGGCUGCCUUGAGUAUCUUCUCCGCUGGUAAAACGGUGCUAAGCGUCGCCAUUAUCGGUUAUUUCUACAUCUCGCUUUACUUCUCAGUUCGCAAACGAAAUGAUAACAAAAUCAGCAACGUUUCUGCUCGAGUCAACGCCAGGAUGGAUAGGACCAUCGCCAAAACCAUCGCCAAAGCGACUAGUACAGUUACAGCGGCUUUGCUAGUCUCCUAUGUCCCGUCAAUCAUCGCUCUUUUCUUUGGAGAUGCUGUUCCGUUUCUUCGUACAAGCUCAUAUUUUCGUUGGUCGCAGUUAUUGAUCCAGAUGAAUUCUCUUUUCAACCCAAUAGUUUACUGCUUUUCCAUGAAUCGCACCUUCAGAAACGAGGUUUUUGAGAUGAUUAACCUGAACGUUGUCCUAGAGCUUGUAUCACGUCCCAAGUUACCUGUAAAACGGCAUACCAGGAGAAGACGUGAACCGGCUGUGGUCUUAGAGGAAGAAAACGAGUUUCAAGGAGAAAACAAACGGCCUGGCCGCCUUGCCAGAUCGAGAUCAUGUGAUUCGAUUGAGCUUUCUGACUCUCGUCGUCAGCUUCCUGCUGCUGUCGACAGCCCCCCACCUCCAACGACUGAAGGAGUCCGGCUCAUUUGCGUCGAAGUGCAUCAGCCCAACCCCAAGAGAAGAAAGCCACGAUUGCUCCGGUGUCCAGGUACCUCCAAUGAAGUAAAUCCAAGUCAAAGUAAAGAAAGAAGUGACGAGAAUCACUCUAACUGCACCCCACAGCAAAAGAAAGAAAAACCCAUCUCAUCGUGUGGGGAGGACCAUGACAUCUGUAGUGAUGGAAACAGACUAAAAGCCGCGGCGAGUGUAACUACAAAAAGGGAAGAAAGUCACUUUGAUGAUGAUAAUGAUCAGAACCCUCCUACCAAUGAGCCAAUAACGCUGCAAAGCCUUGUUCUACCUCGUGAAGAAAACAGGCUCAUAUCCGUCCAUGAAGAUCAAGCUAUACUCAAUAGGCAAAAGCGACAAAUCCGGUACACUGGGGCGUCUAUAGAGGAGAACCUUGGCGAAACUGAAGACAGAUAUGAUUGUCUUAAAGAUUUCCCUGAUACUGAUGUGACAAGGGCGGGGUCCUGGCCUCGCCAGGUUCGUCUUGGGCUUACACCUGUUUUAGGACGGCGAAAUAUUAAAAUGGAAAAGAAGAGUGGUCGUCCAAAUACAAGAUAA